ACUCAAUCUGUGCAGGAGGAGCACGUCAGGCAAUGCAUUGAAGAACAGCGCCACAUGACGAAGUGUCAAAUUUACUUAACAGCAAAUUCCUUUCUGUGGAGUGGAACUGAAUAUAUGAAAAGGAUCUCUUUGCUUCAAUGUGUGUGACAGAGGAGUCUGGUGUUUUCCAUUGUCAAACACGUACCAGAUGACCAUCCUUGUGUCAACCCUGAUUCAGAGCAAAGCUAAGUUGCAGGUAAAGUGUCUGUGUGUGCUUAUGUUCCUGAGCUUCCCUCUGACUAUGGCUGAGGUCCCUGGUCCAUGCAGACACUCCAUCACUAGGGAGCACCUGCUGACAGUCAGGCAUCUGAUGGAUAACCAGUUGAGAAGUGGGUGCUCGAUAACCUACACAUUCAUAGAACGGAGAAGUUUGAGCAAAUGUUGCUUUGUAAAAGCUGCUUUACCCUGGAUCCUGGAGCUGCUCACCACCCACUUCAAAUAUAGUCGGGGCUCAGUCAAUGACGGCUACGUUCAAUCCCUGAGAGCGCUCAUUCUCAACAUCUACUCUCAGAAAUGUGUGCCUCAGAUUAAUGAAGAGGUUGAGGAUAAGCCAGAGAGUUUUGAGAUGCUCUAUAGAGGGUCUCCUUCAGAGGCACUGCAGAGGGCUUCGGAGGUGCUGUCUGUUUACUGGGAGCUGGUGACGACGAGCGAUGGACCAGUAGACUGGAGAUGCCAGCAUGAAUACACAGAAACCUUUGGCUCUACCACAGAGCUAUCCACAGAGUCAACCACACAACAUUUUACAGACAGUCAUGGUCGGAACUCAGAGAAGGCCUCGCACAGGAGACCAGUCAGAGACCUGUACAAGCUUGGCUUCAUCAUCGCCUCUGUCUGCGGAGGACUGCUGUUCAUACUUACUCUCUACUGUCUCAUCACACAAAAGGGUGAUUUUGAUCACGACAGUCACUUUCAGCAUUCAAUCACACUAGAGCUCCAUACAAGUGGUGAGUUAAUGGCAAACAAAUGGCUCUCUUUUAGUGAUGCUUUCAAGUUAGUAUGGGAUGACUGUUCUCAGUACAAUGACUACUUUGGGGCUCUUUUUUUCUUCUGUGUUGUAUUGCCAGAUAAGCUGUUGUAUAUGGGAUGUAAGUACUGCAGUUAGCUAAAUGCAUGCACUUAGUUAGUCAGAAGCUGGUUUCUCAAACACAGGUUUUGAUUACAGCUUAAAUCCGACUUCAAAUUGAUAUUUAAGUUUUCAGCAGGCUGGUAGGAUCAGUGAAACACCAACCAGUAAUUAGUAGACAAACAAGGAAUAUGCAACAGGUAGAGAGGGCAACAUUGGACAUCAGUGAGUCUCUGUGUUUUGGACACCAAAAAUCAAUCAAAUUUUGCUGUUGAUUCAUUUAAAUGAGGAAGGGGGAGAGAUACAGUCGCUUCCUGUCGUGAAUUGAUCGUGUCUUGUUCAGAGUGCAAUGCAAUUGAGCUUUUAACUGCCAAAUAACAAGACGAGACAGCUUGCAAGAGCAGGUGGGAUUGACAGUCAUUCGAGGAAGUAUUUAAAGUUUAUAUACUUAUUUAACUGAACGCAUGCAGUAACAAAAUACACACAGCAGAGUAAGAGGCACGCUGCAUGGCUGACAGUGAAUGCACAGACAUUGAUAGAGGAUAAUCACAAAAGUGUUUGAUGAGGUGCAUAAUUCUCCACUUGUGGAAUUCUACUAGUCUGCUGGCCAUGCUUUCUCCUGUAUCUACCCUGCUCACUUUAUUUCCUGCCUCGCCUGCUUUUUGUCAGCAUAUGGUAAACUCUAAGCACUGAACCGACUUUAAUUAACUUUAAUUAACAUCAUCUGUGUGCUCUGUGAAAUUGUGUGACUACAGGAGCAUGCAAGGGCCUAAAACGCUGUAUGAGGAAGUGGACAACAUUGGAAAUUACACGUUAUGUGGGGAAGAUGCAUUUCUGUGAAUAUUCUGUUUAAAAAGCUGCAGAAUCAGCACGGUUGUGCAGCAUUUUAUUUUCACCAUGAAGCCUGGAUUGGAAAACAUUAUUAAUUGCUUUGCUACCUCAAAUAAUAUCCAAUGGUGUUUAUACAUGCAUACAUACAAUUGUUUUUUAAUCACAGUCAGCUGAAUGGGCUGUGUAAUUACAGUAUGCAGCUGGCCUGUGAUAUUUUCUCAGUAUAUGUGCAAAAAAGAAAUCCUGCAAAGUCAAAAAAGUAGUCCAUUUAGUUGAACUCAGUGUCCCAUGCAAAGACAGAUGGUCAAACAUUUUCUAGGCUUUGCUGUAAUGUAUGGGUUUUAACAAGUUGAACCCUGUGAGUGUUUAUCGCUAUAAUUUGGCUGUAAACUACAAACUGUCUCUGACACAUGCCAGCUCUGUUCACCUGCACACCUAUUGGGCAAUAUGGCAGUGUUGAUAUCAAAGCUUUACUGGAGGAAGCAUAUAACUGCAUGAAGGUCCAAACAGGAGCCAAACAUACGGCUCUUUUUAGGAUCUGUAGCCAAACAAACAGUCUCUUUUGAAAGACCUGAAAUUCCCAUCACUACUGCACAGUUUCCCUGCAGUGGGAAGCAGUGUGUCAAAAUCAAAGCAAAGUGCAACACUGAAAAUACAAAGGCCUUCAAAAGAUAGAUUCAUUUUGGCAGGGAUCCUCAAAAAACUGACCUGUGACCCACUCUAGCUUUGCUUUGUCUACAGGGGAGAGACAAUAUAAUGUAAACAUCUCAUUGCCAAGGACUUUAAAGUGAUUCUCCACCCAGAAUGUAUCUUUUGCCUGUGAAAUGCUCACCUACUGUAAAUUUGGAAAGUGGCUGUUUUUUAGUUUACUCAGUCAAGGAGAAGAUAGUCUGUGGUGCAGCUUGGAAUCACAGAAGUUACAAUGGAUACCAAUAUUCAAUAUGUUCCAAUUCUCUCAUAUUUUUUCACCAACAUAUAGCUAAAUACAGUUGUUUUUGGUCUCAAUUUUUGCACACAACCCUGUCAGUCGCCUGCCUCCUGCUCUGUCAUCAGUCAGAACUCUAGCUUAUUGUUUGAAAAUGAUUUACUUACUUCAAAAUUUAAGAAAUGAGAUGUGUGUCUGUUACUUUGCCGGUCACCCUGUAGUUUCAUUCCAUAAAGUAUUUUCUUUC
Messenger RNA from Siniperca chuatsi (mandarin fish), 3105 nucleotides. RefSeq names its product colony stimulating factor 1b (macrophage) (gene csf1b). Gene Ontology annotation, molecular function: growth factor activity; cytokine activity. The record is from RefSeq and is a predicted model, not a curated record. NCBI's taxonomy places the organism in Eukaryota, Metazoa, Chordata, Actinopteri, Centrarchiformes, Sinipercidae. The coding region runs from base 188 to 1141 and encodes 317 amino acids. The transcript is spliced from 7 exons. Gene Ontology annotation, cellular component: membrane.